Penicillium digitatum Pd1 is the source of this 138-nucleotide messenger RNA. The record is from RefSeq and is a predicted model, not a curated record. Lineage: Eukaryota; Fungi; Ascomycota; Eurotiomycetes; Eurotiales; Aspergillaceae.
AUGGCUUACGACAUUCUGAUCCUCAGGAGUCUCCCGUAUACUUCGCCAGGCCGACACCUGAAUUGGUAUGACGCGUAUUCCCUCUUUGGGAAGGACAUCCAGGCCCGUGGACUACAUGGCCAACUCUAUCUGGAAUAG